Molecule: messenger RNA, 1178 nt
Organism: Gadus chalcogrammus (walleye pollock)
Lineage: Eukaryota; Metazoa; Chordata; Actinopteri; Gadiformes; Gadidae
Gene: fadd
Product: Fas (tnfrsf6)-associated via death domain
Exons: 2
Coding region: 149-730 (193 amino acids)
Biological process (GO): signal transduction; regulation of apoptotic process
Molecular function (GO): protein binding
Source: RefSeq, a predicted model, not a curated record
GCAAUAAGAAAGAGAUAGAAAGAAAGCUAAAAACAAGCUUGUUUUAUUAGUUUAAUUUAAACAAAAAAAUAAGGAGUGAACAGCGACACCUACAGUUGAGGAAAUAAACAGAAAGUUCAGAUUAACAACUUCCGGCUGAAGAGUCGAGAUGUCGGGGGACCCUUUCAAACAAAAACUCUUACAGGUGUCUAACCAGCUCACCGAGUCUCAGCUGAAGGAUUUGACUUUCCUCUGCGGGUUCAUCGGGAAGGCCCGUCUUGAGAAGAUUACCCAAGGAUACGAACUAUUUGAGGUCCUUAUCGAACGGAAGAAAAUCCAACACGACGACGCGGUGUUCCUGAGUGAUCUCCUGACUCAAGUCGGUCGAAGCGACCUGUCGGACCUGUUCACUACUGGGAACCUUGGUCCUACUGCGGGUCCGAAUGACCCUAGGGACGCAGAAGGAGUGAACAUUAAUUUGGCCGCGGAGGUGAUCGCUGACCAUCUAGGGAGAAACUGGCGCAAACUGGCCCGCAAGCUGGGCCUAUCGGAGGUGAAGAUCAAGAGCAUUGAGCGGAGGGGCCAGCAGAUGGACCUGGAGGAGCUGGCGAUGGAGGUGGUCCGGGAGUGGAGGAGCACCCGGCGGGGGGAGGCCAAGGCGGAGCACCUCCUGGUCGCCCUCAGAGCAUGUGAGAUGAACCUCACCGCAGAGAAGGUGGAGGAGAGGCUACGGGAGGCUAGUGAGCAGUGAUGGAGCAACGUCCAAAAGAUCGUUUAUGCAGUGAAAGCAAACUGUGUUUUAUUUUUGGAGAUGUGAUGGUGGAGCGACUGACUGGUUUGGAGGAGGGCAGACGGUAAAUGAUGCAAUAAACGUCUGCUUUAAAGGUUCCCUCAUGAAGGAUCUCUAUCUAUUCGAACAUCUCCUUUAUCACUUAGAUUUAAAUGUAUAAAAUAGGAUAAUAAUUCCAUAUAUACUAGAAUCACUUAAGACAAUUAACUACGACAUGAAUCUGUUGAAAACAAAAGUGUAAGUAAAAGUUGAGCUCUUGGCAAAACAUACAGGAGGCUUUUAUUCUGUAGGACCACACACACAGACAGACAGACAUAAAUACAUACAUAAAUACACACACACACACACACACACACACACACACACACACACACACACACACACACACACACACACACACACACACACA